CACACAGACUGAAAACAUCAAACAGUAAAGAGUAGUUUGUAGUUUGUAGUGAGUGAGUGCACCUCUAAUGUGUUCUAGAUUAAAUCUUAAAGCUAUUCCCAUUAGAACACAUGAAAGCCUGUUGUCUGUUCAGUGGUUGUGGAACGAAUGCUUGUAGGAUUGGUCGUCACUCGCCGCGAAAUCUUGGCCAUGCUCGUAUUUAGAAUUCCUAGCAGGGAUUUUCUACUGGUCGGUGGACGUGUCUUCGGAUGUCAGUGCAACAGUGACUUUGGAGAUGUGGCGUGUAGAACGCCAUCGGAAGGUCAGAGUACUCGAAGAUCUUGUAAUAGGCUUUGCUGUGCUUCAUGUGAAGUUCUCUGACCUCUGACCACAGUAUGGGCUACUUGGUCAGAUGGAGAAACUAUUUUGAAGUUCAUUGAAGUUACUUUGGGUUGUACAGAACGGCUGUAUUUCAUAAACAAGUACUCAUUCCGUACUAUUUUGAUAUUCUUUGCCGGACAAGUUUAGUUUAUUGAUUUUGAAGUGAUCAUCGAAAUGAUCUUGACAGUAUUCCUUCAUCGUAUUAUGAAGAUAGUGGGUUCUCAUCUCGGUUGGCGUAUUGGAUUAUAAUUUAUUUUUUUAACGAGAUUUUUGGAUUACGUAGCAUUCGUGGGUGAGAUUCGUUCUCUGUGGAGGUAGGCCGCUAAUGGACUAAUUUUCCAGCCCACAUAUGAUAUGUUAGUGAACAUGGAGCGACUUUGGAAAAAUGAUGAACUAAUGAAGACGUGGAAUUUAAGGAUGGUGGCCUGUUUUAAGGUAAAUUUCGAAAUCGUGUGACGGGCCGCUUAUAAAUGUUGCGAGGGCCACAACCGGCACCAGGCCGCAGGUUUGCUGACCCCUGCAAUACGUUAUUGGUCUCUGUUUUGUCGAAAUGGAUGAUUAUGCUAAUGAAGAAAAUCCACGUGACGAAUUCUAAUCAAGAAAGUGUAGUGACUUUGUAAAGAUAUUACGAAAAUGAGUGUUGCAAACAAGUUAUUCAGUUGAAUGUGACAAAUCUAAACGCGUCGUGAAUUUUAAUCAACUUUAAUAUUAUAUCGUGUGCGCGAAGGUGGAUUAUGUGCUUUUGAAUGAACUCAAAAACAUCUUCUAUGCAUAUGCCUUGAAGUGAACGUGUUGGACUGCUCUUCGCUGACGUUGAAUUGCUCUGAACGACAAUGGAGUUGUGGAAUGCCAGUAGCCGUUUGAGUACUCUUCCUCAGAGGUUCCUGCACCUCCGAGAGGCGACCACAGGUGACUCUCCUGCCCGGCUUCUGCAACACAACAUCACGGCCUAUAUCAGAAACGUGUCCUGGGUUCUGAAUGAGACAAUUGACCAGGGUCUACUGGAAGAAUUUGCUCGGAAUCGCGUUGUUGAAGACCCAGCGUUCUCAGCCCUCAUAUUUGUGUACAGUGUUCUCAUAGUUGUUGGAGCCGCUGGCAACAGCCUAGUGGUAUGUGCCGUUGCCAGAAAGCCUGCCAUGCGUACUGCUAGGAACAUGUUCAUUGUGAACCUCGCAAUCUCAGAUCUCCUCCUAUGUCUUAUCACUAUGCCUCUCACACUCAUGGAAAUCCUCACAAAGUACUGGCCUCUAGGAAGAUACCCCUUCGUCUGUAAAAUGUUGGGGACUUUACAGGCUACAAGCAUAUUUGUUUCCACCAUCUCUAUUACAGCCAUUGCUCUUGACAGAUAUCAAGUGAUUGUGUAUCCAACGAGAGAAAGCUUGCAGAAACUCGGAGCUGUGAUAAUCCUCAGUUGCAUUUGGGUGGCUGCCAUAAUUCUUGCUAGCCCAAUGUUCUUUUGGCGAACAUUGAAUCAUCACGAUAUUCAUCUUCCUAGCAUCGGUAUAGACUAUAUAGAAUACUGUUUAGAGGAGUGGCCGGUUGAACAUGGACGUGCCUACUACUCGCUUUUCUCACUAGUGGUCCAGUACGUCCUGCCAAUUUUUACGGUCAGUAUUGCUUAUUCAAGAAUCUGCCGUAAAUUGAAAUAUCGGUACGUGAAUUCUUCAGCUGUCGGGUCAUCCUCCAAGAACAAAGGUUGUACAGUGUCAACAAACAGGAGGAAGCUAAAGGACGAUAAAAGAAUGAAGAGAACUAAUUCUUUGUUGGUCUCCAUAAGUUUGAUUUUCUGUAUCAGUUGGUUACCAUUAAAUAUAUUUAAUCUGGUUGUCGACUACUGGAAUCCGUUUGGAGAAGAUCGCCAGUCUAUGAUGAUAUGGUACGCAGUGUGCCAUAUGAUGGGCAUGUCUUCAGCAUGUUCGAAUCCGUUGCUGUAUGGGUGGUUAAAUGACAAUUUCCGCAAAGAAUUUAAAGAGAUUUUGGCA
Zootermopsis nevadensis is the source of this 2342-nucleotide messenger RNA. The record is from RefSeq and is a predicted model, not a curated record. Lineage: Eukaryota; Metazoa; Arthropoda; Insecta; Blattodea; Termopsidae.